GUGACGCGGGUAUGAGCCUGGCCCGCCGCCCGCCGAGCAAGCGCCCCGGGCCCGGGCCUUGGCGCCCAGGUACCGGUCUAUGCACUGGAUGGAGCUAUUAACUAGACAGACGAGGCACCGAUGUUCUAGAGUGUUCUAGGAGACAAAGAGCGGCGAAGUACCAAAUGGAGAGAUGAAGGAACAAGACAGUCCAAUGGUGAGCAGGCGCUGGGCAGAGGAGCUGCUAGAACAAUGCUGAGGCGGGCGAGGUGAGGAGCGGCCCUCGCGGCCCCUGACGAGGAGUGUCUCGAACAGGUGAUAGGAGGACCCGGAAACCGAGGCCACCUGGGCAUCCCUCCCUGCCAGGCCCGGCACCCCAGAGACCGCGGGGAAACCAUGGCGACCAAUUUCAACGACAUCGUCAAGCAAGGCUACGUGAAGAUGAAGAGCAGGAAGCUCGGGAUCUACCGGAGGUGCUGGCUGGUGUUCCGGAAAUCAUCCAGCAAAGGGCCCCAGCGGCUGGAGAAGUACCCAGAUGAGAAGUCAGUGUGCCUCCGAGGCUGCCCCAAGGUAACGGAGAUCAGCAACGUCAAGUGUGUCACACGGCUCCCCAAGGAGACCAAGAGGCAGGCGGUGGCCAUCAUAUUCACCGAUGACUCCGCACGCACCUUCACCUGUGACUCUGAGCUGGAGGCGGAGGAAUGGUACAAGACCCUGUCUGUGGAGUGUCUGGGGUCCCGACUCAACGACAUCAGCCUGGGAGAGCCAGACCUCCUGGCCCCAGGAGUGCAGUGUGAGCAGACAGACCGCUUCAACGUCUUCCUGUUGCCCUGCCCCAACCUGGACGUGUACGGCGAGUGCAAGCUGCAGAUCACCCACGAGAACAUCUACCUCUGGGACAUACACAACCCCCGCGCGAAGCUCGUCUCGUGGCCCCUCUGCUCAUUACGUCGCUAUGGCCGGGACGCCACACGCUUCACCUUUGAGGCUGGCCGGAUGUGUGAUGCCGGGGAAGGGCUCUACACCUUCCAGACACAGGAAGGGGAACAGAUCUACCAGCGGGUCCACAGCGCCACCUUGGCCAUUGCUGAGCAACACAAGCGUGUCCUGCUGGAGAUGGAGAAGAACGUGAGGCUGCUGAACAAGGGCACGGAACAUUACUCCUACCCCUGCACGCCCACGACCAUGCUGCCCCGCAGUGCCUACUGGCACCACAUCACGGGUUCCCAGAACAUCGCCGAGGCGUCCAGCUACACCGGUGAGUCCCAGCAGCGCCCCAUACUCACCUGCCACGUGGUUCGAUGGCAGACAAGGCCUUCUGGGCAGGGGUCCUUGGACCUGCAUCUGAGGCCUGAGCCCACCUCUGUGUCCACAGGUGAGGGCUACGAGGCAGCCCAGGCCAGCUCAGAAACAGACCUCCUCAACCACUUCAUCCUGCUCAAGCCAAAGCCCAGCCAGGGGGACAGCAGCGAGGCCAAGACCCCAGCCCAGUGACCGCAGGGCGGGCGCACACCGACGACUGCCGGGGCGGCUGCAGACGGCCUCGAGGGGCUGUGGCCGAGAGCCUGGAGCAACAGGGCAAGUGAUCCCUUCCUUGCCCCCGAGGGUGAGGCUGGACCACGGCCCAGGGCUGGCCACUCCACCGAGCAUGUGUGAGGGGCUGGAGCUACUGUGGGACUAUAUACUGUUAAUGAUUUUAAUAUAUAUGGCUUAUGACAUAUUCUAUAUUAAUGAGAUUUCCCCCAUCCCUCCCAGUACCACAUACACAUUUUUGAAUCCCAGGACCGGGUCACAGAGCUGCUUCUGAAUGUGAGGGCAGCCGUUCCCUGUCCUCCAGGGCACAGCCCUCCCGCUACCAGGACUUGCUUGAGUGGCCAUGGCCAGAGGAAGGAGACUGAGCUCCAGGCUGGCGCUGUGACCGCUGGCUUUCCCCAGGCAGCCUAGGGGCUGCAACAGCAGGUGGCACAGGAAGGAUCGGAGCUUCCACUGUGCCACUUGGCAGCCUUGCACUUGGGAGUUUUAAGCAGAGGUGACAUCUGGUUGACACCUCAGUGAAAAUUUGGUUCUAAAAUGUAAUUACUGCCCAGGCUCCUUCCUGCUUAGUAGGCUGAGAAGACAGCCCCGGAGUGGGGGUGCUGGUUACCUCCACCAGGAGGGCCCGUCCGAGCUCUUCCCUGCCCCAGGGCCAGGCUGUGGGGAGCACCCCUCCUGCACCCUCACUGGGGGUAGGCGACGUCCCAGCAGAGGGAGCCCCUCUGCCCUGUGCGGCCACCCUGUGGCCAGCCAAAAGCACUCAGAAACCAAGCCCUUCCCAUUUCCUCGUCCCCACAUGGUGCUGAGGCUCCCUGCUGAAAUGCAAUUAAAGCAAUUGAUUUUCUAGUGCUGGUAUUUAUUGACUACCUUGCAGAAGGGCUAUCUUUCUAAUUCCCAUCAAAACCUUGGUUGCGUGUGUUUUUUUUUUUCCUUUUUAAUACUUUCGGGUUCUGAUGUGUGGGAACAAACCCCGUUGUAAAUAACCACUAUUCACGCUGUGGCAGAAUGAUCCAGCAAGAGGCCCCUCCAGGAGAGCCCUGGAGCCAGAGAAGGGCCACGGCCAGCUCAGCGCCCAAGGCCUGGGAGAGGGAGGCAGGGCUGGCUGGCUUCAGUUAGUGGCACGAUGACGCAUGAAGGAGUUUAUGUUGUGCUCUUUAUUGCCAAAAAUAAAAACUUUUAAAAAGACAA
Suricata suricatta (meerkat) is the source of this 2700-nucleotide messenger RNA. RefSeq names its product docking protein 4 (gene DOK4). The record is from RefSeq and is a predicted model, not a curated record. Gene Ontology annotation, cellular component: cytoplasm. The transcript has 9 exons. NCBI's taxonomy places the organism in Eukaryota, Metazoa, Chordata, Mammalia, Carnivora, Herpestidae. Bases 376 to 1473 code for a protein of 365 amino acids. Gene Ontology annotation, biological process: positive regulation of MAPK cascade; cell surface receptor protein tyrosine kinase signaling pathway.